AUAGAUUCUAUGCGCUCAAUGCGUGAAACGGAACGCACCCAUAUUCUUGAAAACGUGUCCAAAGUUUCUCUUCCCGCCAAAUUCUCAUCAACAUUAUUUAAUAUAAUAGACGCCUUUAUCCACAUUCUUAUACUGCCUUCUUGUAUAAUUAAUCGACGAAAUGGAAGCUAAUAUUGCACUAGCUGGUCAAGCACGUGUACAGGAUGAGGUCGGAAUCAAGUGUCAAAAAUUGUUUCAAGAUUUCUUGGAGGAAUUUAAAGAAGAUGAAGUGGUUAAAUAUCUGGAACCAGCUAAAGAACUUGUCAGUCCAGAGCGGUGUACAUUGGAGGUGUCUUUUGAAGAUACAGAAUCAUAUAAUCAAACUUUGGCUACAACCAUAAUCGAAGAAUACUUUAGAGUAUAUCCAUUUUUAUGUCAAGCAGUUUGUAACUUUGUCAAAGACGUAGGACAGUUGCAAAAAGAUAAGGAAUGUUACGUUAGUUUUGUCGAUGUACCGACUAGACAUAAAUUAAGAGAAUUAAACACGUCACGAUUGGGUACUUUGGCACGUAUAUCUGGACAGGUGGUACGAACACAUCCAGUUCAUCCAGAGUUAGUUCUUGGGACAUUUGUUUGUAUGGAUUGCAAUGCAUUAAUCAAAAAUGUAGAACAGCAAUUUAAGUUCACAAAUCCAACAAUCUGUACUAACCCAGUAUGUAACAACAGACGACGUUUUCUGUUGGAUAUGGAUAAUUCAGUGUUUAUCGAUUUUCAAAAAGUCAGGAUACAAGAAACACAAGCUGAGCUUCCUAGAGGCUCUAUACCUCGCUCUGUUGAAAUCAUUUUGAGAGCUGAGACAGUUGAGCUGGUGCAAGCUGGUGACAGAUACGAUUUUACGGGAACUCUUAUAGUAGUGCCAGAUGUGGGAUCACUAUCUGUAUCAAAUUCUAAGACAGAAGUUGGACCAAAAAACAGAAAUAAUGAACAAAGAGAGGGUGUAAGUGGUCUUAAGACACUCGGUGUUAGAGAGUUGACAUAUAAAACUGCAUUUCUCGCUUGCAGUAUUACCGCCACAAGUUCAAGGUUUGGAGGUACAGAUUUGGCAAUGGAAGAAAUCUCACAAGAGAUGAUGAAGAAACAAAUGUCAGAAGCAGAAUGGAAUCGCAUUUACGAGAUGAGUCGCGACAAAAAUCUGUAUGAGAACUUAGUGACCAGCUUGUUUCCCGCGAUACACGGUAAUGACGAAAUUAAGAAGGGAAUUACAUUGAUGUUUUUCGGUGGUGUACCGAAGACUACAGAGGAGGGUACGUCGCUAAGAGGAGAUAUUAAUGUCUGCAUUGUCGGUGAUCCUAGCACCGCAAAAUCACAAUUCCUUAAAUGUGUAUCUGAUAUUUCGCCUAGAGCGAUUUACACGUCUGGAAAGGCGUCAAGCGCGGCUGGUUUAACGGCUGCAGUUGUGCGAGAUGAAGAAUCGUCAGAUUUUGUCAUAGAAGCCGGGGCAUUGAUGCUCGCAGAUCAUGGCAUCUGCUGCAUCGACGAAUUCGACAAAAUGGAUCCAAAAGAUCAGGUCGCAAUUCAUGAAGCAAUGGAGCAGCAGACGAUUUCAAUAGCUAAGGCCGGUGUUAGAGCAACUCUAAAUGCUCGAACAUCUAUAUUAGCGGCAGCAAAUCCCAUCGGCGGACGAUAUGACAGGAGAAAGUCGUUGCAGCAAAAUGUCCAGUUGACCGCACCUAUCAUGUCGAGAUUCGAUUUGUUCUUUGUUGUGCUGGAUGAAUGCAACGAAAUUGUUGACAAUGCUAUCGCCAAAAGAAUCAUAGAUUUACAUUGUGAUAAUUUGAAUGAUCUUCAAAUGAUUUACAAGCAAGACGAGAUUAUUAGAUAUAUUAAUUUUGCUAAGCAUUUUAAACCCGUUUUAAGUCGGGAGGCUGCCGAUCUUUUAGUAGAAAGUUACACGGCUCUUAGACAAAGAACGGGUAGCGGAAGUGGCAAGUGGAGAGUUACCGUGAGACAAUUGGAAAGUAUGAUUAGAUUGUCUGAGGCGCUGGCAAAACUAGAAUGCGUGGACGAAGUGACAGUGAAGCACAUCAGAGAAGCGAAACGAUUGUUACAGAAGAGUAUAAUUACAGUAGAACAGCCUGAUGUAGAUCUUGAGGAAGGUGGAGAUGACGCGAACUUAGGAAUGGAUGUUGACGAGCCACCACCGCUCAUGGCAGCGCUUAACGCAUUAGAUAAUAAUGAUGAUGCACCGCCUCAGACACCAGCGUCUAACGGAAUACGCGAACCACCAAAGAAGAAAUUAACAAUGUCCUUUGAGGAAUACAAAAAUCUAUCGAAUAUGUUAGUGCUCCAUAUGAGAAGCGAGGAAAAUCGUGCGGAAAGCGAAGAUGAUAAUAAAGGUGGCAUACGGAAAUCCGAAUUAGUUGCAUGGUAUCUUGAUCAAAUACAAGAUCAAUUAGAUUCGGAAGAAGAAUUGUUAGAACGGAAAAGCUUCAUUGAGAAGAUUAUUGAUAGAUUGACAUAUCAUGAUCAAAUUAUAAUACCUCUAACAAUGACCGAUUUGAGAAGUAAAGAUAAAGAGGACGAAGAAAAAGAAGAGGAUCCUUUACUUGUUGUACAUCCCAAUUACGUCAUGGAUAUAUAAUUUUUGCGCAUUACAUUAUAUUGAUACUACAAUAAAAGGCGUGCCUUUGAAAGAGAA
Formica exsecta is the source of this 2677-nucleotide messenger RNA. RefSeq names its product DNA replication licensing factor Mcm6 (gene Mcm6). The record is from RefSeq and is a predicted model, not a curated record. The transcript has 11 exons. Gene Ontology annotation, molecular function: ATP binding; single-stranded 3'-5' DNA helicase activity; single-stranded DNA binding. Gene Ontology annotation, biological process: DNA replication initiation; double-strand break repair via break-induced replication; mitotic DNA replication. NCBI's taxonomy places the organism in Eukaryota, Metazoa, Arthropoda, Insecta, Hymenoptera, Formicidae. Bases 161 to 2620 code for a protein of 819 amino acids. Gene Ontology annotation, cellular component: MCM complex; nucleus.